AUAAAGUCCAUCUCUCUCAGGAGCAGUUAGGCAGUAAGCAGCUGGCCUUCCAGCAGCAGCUGAUCCAGAUGCAACAGCUUCAGCAGCAGCACAUCCUCAACCUCCAGAGACAAGGUCUGGUCCCACUGCAGCCCACUGCCGCCAUGCAGUCUCUGCAGCAAGCAAUGUGCCCGUCCGACCUCCAACAGCUGUGGAAGGAAGUUUCAGGAGUGCCAAACACUGAGGAGGCCCUGAAACAGGCCGAGGGCCUGGACUUGAGCACCAACAGCUCCAAUUCUACCUCAGCCUUCCCCAAAGCUGCCAGUGCUCACAUCCCACUACACAGCACACCCAAUGGACAGAGCCACACCCCAAAGAGAGAGAGAGCCAGACUGUUUGAGUGGAUAUCCUCCUUCACGAAGGCAGACAGCGGAGAUGACCAUGUCCCCCUUUACUCCAAAGGCAGCCAACUUCCCAGCAGCCACCACGAGGAGCACACCGGCUCCCACCCUCUCUACGGCCAUGGAGAGUGUAAAUGGCCUGGCUGUGAAGCACUGUGUGAGGACAUUGGACAGUUCAUCAAGCACUUGAACAAUGAGCACGCCCUAGAUGACCGCAGCACUGCUCAGUGCAGAGUCCAGAUGCAGGUGGUUCAGCAACUGGAGAUACAGCUGGCAAAAGAGAGCGAGCGACUCCAGGCCAUGAUGACCCACCUGCACAUGCGCCCCUCAGAGCCAAAGCCUUUUAACCAACCUCUAAACCUGGCUUCCAGCGGCUCUCUUUUAAAACGGGACAGCGAGGGCUACCCAGAGGGUCUCCCCCACCCCCCCACCUCAGCUGCCACCCCCAUCACCCCACUGCGCCAGGGACCCUCCGUCAUCAGCUCCUCUAGCCUGCACGCACACUCCCACUCCCACACACACAGUGUUGGGCCCAUACGUAGACGCAACUCCGACAAGUACUGCACCCCCAUCGCCUCAGAGCUGGCUCAGAACUGUGAGUUCUACAAGAACGCUGAUGUCAGGCCUCCCUUUACCUAUGCCUCUCUUAUACGUCAUGCCAUUCUGGAGUCCCCAGAUAGACAGCUGACUCUCAAUGAGAUCUAUAACUGGUUUACACGAAAAUUUGCCUAUUUCAGGAGAAACACAGCCACAUGGAAGAAUGCUGUGCGCCACAACCUGAGUCUGCACAAGUGUUUUGUUCGUGUUGAGAACGUGAAGGGGGCCGUGUGGACUGUGGAUGAAGUUGAAUACCAAAAGAGGAGACCACCAAAGAUGACUGGAAGUCCCACUCUGGUGAAAAACAUGAUUUCAGGCCUGGGCUUUGGGUCCCUAAACGCCAGCUAUCAGGCGGCUCUGGCAGAGAGCAGUCUGUCCUUGCUGAACAGCCCUCCCUUGGUGAACCCUCCCUCUGCAGCCAGCCUCAACAUGCUCCACGUGGGCCACGAUGAUGUCAGCUCCACUGUGGAGCAAGUCAACAGCAAUAGCAGCUGUAGUCCCACGCUCAGCCCUCAACAGUACAGCCACCCAGUGCAUGUGAAGGAGGAACCCACUGAGCUGGAGGAGGACAGUCGGCCAGUGUCCCUCCUGGCUGGUGUCACACACAGUCUGCCACUGCCGAGCGAUGAGCGCGACCUGGAGGAGGAUCUUCCCACUGAGGAGCUGGAGUAGGACAGAUCCAGAACGGACCCGAGGGACAGGACAUAGCGAGAUCAGUCCCUGAAACCCUCUUGUCAGUGUGUAGAGAAAAAGAUAGCUACAGUACACUUAAGAGAAAAGAGAUGAGAAAAAAUAGAUUUUUUUUUCAGUUUGUUUUUAAGAAAAUGCAAGCAACCAAGGAUGACAUUGAGAAACUCCAAACAGGGUUAGGUGACCUCCGUUCCUUUCAGGCGCAAAAAUCAGACUUUGGAGCACUGCUUUACCUCCAUGUGUUUCUUUUUCCGACACAUGGCUCAGAGGUGUAACACCACUUAAUGCAUACACACUCACACACAUGCACACACACACACACUCAUUCACUUAUCAGACCCAUGUUUCAUUAUCCUUCCUGGUAACAUCGGCCUCUAUGUGGAGACCCUUAGAGGUGUGGACACACUCUAGCACCCACCUAGCCCCACCACUCUGCAUACACCCUCCUCACUGUUGUCUCGGGCUGCCUGGCUAGCUGUUUGAAGACACAAGUGUGUGUGUGUGUGUGUGUGUGUGUGUGUGUGUGUGUGUUAUAAAGAAACACACACACAGAAUCAUGUGUAUAUAGAUUUGAAGCAGUCACCACGGGCUGUGCAGUAUACCUCUCCUUCUUACCCCUGUUUGAGUCAGUCACUUGCUUUUCCGUUUUCUUUUCUGUGAUUGAAAUGAAACUGUUGGGCUUCCAGAUGGGAAGGAAAGAAGGAUAGAAGAGUGCUUUCAAAGAUUACCUCCAAGAGUGCUCCAACGUUUCUGCAGAGCAGGCUCCUGUCUCCACGCCAGUGUGCAAGCCCAUGCUGACGCUGACCCGACAGAGGCGACGCGGUCCGGGUCCCUGGCCAAAUCUCCUGCCUCCAGCAACAAACUUAGUGACGGACAUCUUUUAAACUCUUUGCUUCUAAGUGAGAAAAAAAGAAGACAUUUUCCUACCCAUCUCCAUUCCUUCACAUUCCCCACCCCCCCCAAAAGACUGCAGGAAAAGGACCAUUUGGUGCUGUCCAUCUCUUCUCUUCCAUCCGUGAAUGGAGCGAUGAGCUUGGAACACUUUGAGAACAAGAGGGGAAGCAGAGAGAGAUGAGGGAGGAAGCAUCUACAGAAAUAUUGUGACUAAAAAAAGAAAACUGUUGAUUAUGGAAUAUAACAAGAAAAAAUGUGUGAUAGCUUUUGUCAUUUCUUUUUUUUAUUUGAUGUUAUCAUUGUUUAUUUUUGAGAAACAAUAUUUCCACGGUGGCGUUCUGUUUUGACAUACCUUUUCUAAGGAUGCUGUUUUUUGUAUUGUAAUUUGUUUGAUUUACUCUGGUUCACACCAUUCCAAAUGAGUAUUGGCAAAAAAUAGUAAUAAUAAUACACACACACACACGCACGCACACAAAAGAAAGCGCAGUAUUGUCCCAAUGUGUGAUACCUGACCCAACUCCUGCCCCUCUUCCUUUUUUGCCCCAAGUGUAGCAGGCAAGACAUUUGGAAAUAGCACUUAAAAUUGCCAUUAUCCAGACAUUUUAUUUAACAGCUGAAUCUUUUUGUUUAAAUUCUCUCUCAUUCACUUGUUUUUGAGUAUGUAUUUAGUUGAGAAAUAUCAGUAAUGCUUUAAAAAUAUAUAUAUUAUUACUGCAGUCAGAGAAUACCUCAUCCCACAAAGGUUCUGCCUGGAACUGUGUCCAAAUUGAUAAAGAAAUAAGGGGGAAUACUUUCUGUGGGACACCAAAUGUGGCAACUCUGCUCAGCUUCAAUUCAAAGUUCUAUGGUUGUAAUAGUUACUGUGUAGAGGCUAUCUGCAAUUCACUGUGUGAGUUCGUGUUAAAGGAAUAGCACGUGAGAUUUAGUUUUUGUUUGCUUUCUGUGAGCAUAAAAAGCAUUACUUUCCAUGCCAAAUUUGACAUUUAUUUUAAUCUAUUAUCUGCUUUUUCCCAUUUUAUUUUUGUUACAGGUAACCAAAGAAAUGUGUAGAAAACCAAAAACCCUGUAGUUUCUUUUGCCCUUUUUGAGUUUCUUCUUUUUCUUCUUAAAGAACUGGCCAAAAGACAACAAACCAGGAGUUAGAAUUCUAAUUAAUGUAUUCACUUAACUGUUGUGUUGAAAGUAUACAUGACUUACAGUGCUGACCAUUCCAAAAACCAAAGUGUGUAAUGCAAACUAGAAGAUGGAGAAAUCAAAGCUUUUACAUGAUGAAGAAUGACUCACAACUUAUAUGAGGCCAAAAACUAGCAUUAACAAACCUCGCGCAGUUCCUCUAAAAAACAAAAGAAAAAAGCACUUAGAGGUGAAGCUCUGUCUCUUCCAUGCUCAGGCUGAAAUGUGGCCCUGCUAUUGUAUGAGCAGGCCUAAAGGUGAGGCACUCGUCAGGUAGCUGUACCUUUACAACCUGAGAUGGCAACAAGAGAGGUUAAACUCGUACUGAAAAUAUUUGGCUCUGUUGAAACACCUGGCUUUACAAGAUGUUUCUGUGGUGCUGUUGUAACAAAAACUAGAUUUUUCAGUUUAGGAAACAAACAUGCCCUCUUUAUCUGUGCUGUAGUAUUUACAGAAAGAGGAGGUGUACUGUAAUGUUGUUACAAAAGUCAAACCUUUGGACAGAGAGGAGUAAUUUCAAAUAUCUACUGUCUCAACAGAGGGAACAACAACAAAAAAAGUGAAACUAUUCCAAUGUAAGAUGAAAGCAACCAAGGGACAUCAUGUCAUUUUAAGUUUGGAUAAUAUUUUCAUGCUUUUUGUCAAGACUAUCUCUUGCACUUCAGAUUUUUUCUUAUUUAAUGAGAUAGCCUUUCAGAUGAUUUUGUGUUCAAACGGGACUGUUUCCUGUCACAUUAGAGGCAGAGAAGUACAAAAUGGCAGACAGACAUCUUGAAACAAAAUAAAAACCAAAAAUAACACUACCUCCUUUUCAGACCAGUUCAACACAUAGCCAAUGGGACUGAACUCUCAUAAAUAUUUUUUCUCCAUUCCUCUGUGAUUAUAACAGAUGCCAAAAAAAAAAGAAAAAAGAUCUGGACUCCCGAACACAUCUGCUUGAGCCCAAAAACAUAUGAGUUGUUUCACUUUCCAUGGAGUUUAAGAUGACUACCUCUCCUUAAUCCAUAUCUAAGGCACUCUCUAUGUCUCAAGUGUGCUGUGAAGUGCUCACUAUAUAUGAAAUGUUUUCUAUCAGCUGUGUAAAACUAACCAUAUCCCUGCACCCGAUUAGCGCUGAGCUGUCUGCUUUGUCUGUGUGCAGUGUUGCAGGGAACUGGUUUCAGGGGCAGUGAUGGACAGGAUAUAUCAGUGUGACCUGGACACACGCAUACACACAGGGAGCAUAGAAGCAAGGCUAUAUGUUAGUGCAAAAACACAGGCUCUGACCAUCCAUAUAUCCAAAGACCUGCACACAGCAGCACCCCCUUCACCAAAACACUCGCAGAGAUGCUGAGAGGACUAACACACACUUAAUAAAACUCAUCACUACUACAGUACUAGUACUAUCCAAACCAAGAGGAACUGCUGCAUACAGUAACUAGAUGAUCUGACUUGUGCUUUAAGAUACACCUGUUAACAAAUCUGUUUUAUAAAGAUUUAGAUUGUUCACAGGUCGCCAUGUAACACUUCUGUUCUUUCUCCAGCUUGGCGUAACAUGAUGCAUUCUUGUAUGUGAAUGCUCGACUUAUCUCUCCGGGGCAUUCUUUACCAUUUUGUCUCUUAAUUUUCUCUUCUUUUUGUUUUUUUUCCCCUGCACCUGUUUAGCUAUUGUAAAGCUUUCAGCUCUGAUUCCUAUACUGUACUGCUAAUGCUGAAGUUGAUAUAUUUAUCAUAUUAAGUGCUGCAGGUAUCUUGGUUUAAUAGUUUUGCUUUGUUUGUUUCCCUAUUUUUUUUUCUUCAUAAAACGUCUGGGACGCAGAUUUUUUAAGUGUAUUAUCUCUAAAACAUUAAAAGAAUAAAACAUUAGAUCAGUGGUUUAGGUAACACCUGUUUGUAUAUUUAUCUUAGCUAGGUCUAUUUUGAUACUUUUUUGUCUCUGUACUGCAUUUAUGCAUUUUUAAGGAAAGAAAAAAACAAAUGGAAAACAAAUUAAUAAGUUACUUUAUUCUGUAUUGAUACCUCAGAAGGACUUUUUCUCAAAGACAGGACCAAAACCUCUGAAAAGAAAAAGAGAAAGAGGAGAGUAAGAAUAUGUAGCCCCUCUCUUGCUUUAAAAGUGCAGAGCUCUAGAAAGAUUAUGCUGUUGGUCCUUUCAGGUGCCAAUAUGUGUUCCAGCUCCCUGUGACCCCUCCCUCUGACCCCUGAUCCCCGUCAUUCCUGUGCUGAACCCUGACCCACAGAGCUGUCAAUCAUCUGCAGGUGCCAUGGGGGUGUCACUGAGUCACACACACCUGGCUGGUGGUGACCAGUCACAAACCUCAUCUCCCUGUCCCACAGAGGCAGAUCAAAGCCUGACACUGUUGCAUUUUUGAUACCCCUUCUUUUGCAUAGUCUCAAUGCAAAAUGUGGAAUGGCUUUCAGAGAUGCAGCUCAUCUUCUGACUACCAAAGGCAUUGCAAGCAAAACAUUGCUUAGUCCAAACUCCUGAACCGUAACCAAACUGUAACCAUACCAAUGCCACAACCUUAACCAAACAAAAACCAAGCUACUUCCAAAAUCACCAUCGACUUCACUGCUCACCUUUACCGAUAGCUGUACGGAAUGGUGUUGUAGGAACGGCUGGCUGACUCAAUGGACACAGGGAGCUCAAAUCAUGAUGUGUGAUUGGACAGUUCUGAGGUGUCAUGUGAGGGGGGAAGGGACUCUCAAAGUGGAGCCUUACCUGAUGGUAUUAUCAAGUAGACAGCCAGAAUCUGAUGGGACUACCACUUCAGCGCUCCUCUGGUUAAACCUUAGGAAUGUGUGUACAUUUUCAGCAGUGACUCUGUAUUGUUUCUUAGUUUCUGUUUACCUCUCUUUAUCCUUUGGUUUAUGUUCUGUUUCUUGUUAUUUGAAAGUGUGACUCGAGGAAGAAGCGGCGACAGGGACUGGGUGGUGGCUUUAGACAGACAGUGGAGCCCAGCCCUCUGACCCUCCACCCCGGGUAGCCAUGUAAUGCCAGUCACUGCCCUUUCCUUCAUGCUGUAUAAAAACACAUAUAUAUCUGUGUAUUUGUAACCUGAAUCUUCUUGUGUCUGUCCCUGCAGACAAUAAAAAAACUGUACAGUAGGUCUAGUUGCAUGUAAUCUGUACUAAUUAUUGACAAUGGCAUUAUAAAAUGCAAUAAAAUACUUAUUACACUGUC
This is a messenger RNA of Monopterus albus (swamp eel), 6897 nucleotides long. Its product is annotated as forkhead box protein P4-like. The transcript has 14 exons. The record is from RefSeq and is a predicted model, not a curated record. NCBI's taxonomy places the organism in Eukaryota, Metazoa, Chordata, Actinopteri, Synbranchiformes, Synbranchidae. Gene Ontology annotation, molecular function: DNA-binding transcription repressor activity, RNA polymerase II-specific; RNA polymerase II cis-regulatory region sequence-specific DNA binding. Gene Ontology annotation, biological process: regulation of transcription by RNA polymerase II. Gene Ontology annotation, cellular component: nucleus. The coding region runs from base 69 to 1649 and encodes 526 amino acids.